Molecule: messenger RNA, 625 nt
Organism: Dendrobium catenatum
Lineage: Eukaryota; Viridiplantae; Streptophyta; Magnoliopsida; Asparagales; Orchidaceae
Exons: 2
Coding region: 128-499 (123 amino acids)
Source: RefSeq, a predicted model, not a curated record
UCUCUCUCUCUCUCUCUCUCUCUCUCCCUCUCUCUCUCUCUCUCAGCAGAAGGGUUGAGAGGUCGGCACACACAAGUAGGAAGUCUUGGCUUGGAGGGAAAGAUCCGAUUUCAGGAGAUAGUGGGCUAUGGGAUCGAGGGCUGUGUCUUGGAGUCGGGAGGAGAUCGACGGAAUUGCUGGAGGUUGGAGUAGGUCGGAUGAGUUACGGCUAGGGGAAGUGGAGUUCGAUAGUGGAGAUCUAGCGCAGGAAGAGACGAACCGAAAGCCUCGCAUUGGUUCGGUAUUUAAUGACGUUGCAGAGCUACGAUCGAGGUCAUCGUUGCAGGAUUUGAGGGGAAGUGACGCGAACGGCACCGAAUCGGCGCGAUUUCGGCAAGAUUUUGAGGAUCUGAUGGUCUUGAGGUCAAUUCUUCUGACGAUCCACUACAUCAGUUGGUAUCAGAACCUGGAGCUUGUAAAGAUCGAUGGACUAUGGAAGAAGGUCGGCUAUCGACGAUGAUCGAAGCUGCAUAGUAAGAUUGGCGGUCAACGAUGAUAGACGCAAAGGAAGGUGGGCUGUCGACAAUGCUCGAAGCCGGAUCCCCUUCUAUCAAGCUCAAGCGAAGGAAUCACUCAAUUGGGUAGA